AUGUGUAAAAAAAUACCGUCUCAAGCCCACAAUCCCAUUCUCUCCGGCAUUGACAUGGCCUCUUUCCCGAUGGAGGCCGUGUCCAUUGACCUGUUUGAAGUGGAGGGGAAACACUUUGUGGUGAUGGUGGAUCGCUUUAGUGGCUUCCCUUUCAUAUCGAGGAUGAAAACCACCACAACCGAUGCCAUAUGGAUGAGGUUGCGGGAUUGGUUCAACGACUUUGGAUUUCCACGUCGGUUGAAAUCAGAUGGGGGUCCCCAGUUUCGGGAUCGAUUUGCCCAAGCGUGCUCCAGCCUCGGCAUCAUCUUUGAGACCAGCUCGCCCUACAAUCCUUGUAGUAACGGUUUGGCGGAGGCAGCCGUCAAAUCCAUGAAGUCAUUGCUUCAAAAACAUGUAGGCAUUGAUGGCAAUGAAUUUCGUGCGGCACUCUUGGAAUGGCGAGCCACCCCACGUCCUGACGGCUACAAGCCCGCUCUGGGAUAUUUCGGCCGCCAUUUACGGACCCGCCUUCCCACGGCUAGGUCGCUAGAUUUUCAAUUGGAGCAAACCACGGCCUUCAGGGCAGCCCGACAAACCAUAGAUAAGCGGCAUGUGCGUGAGGCUGCGGGGACUGCCCUGCCCGGACUGAACGUGGGUGACCAGGUUCAUAUCCAACACCCAAUAGACAAAGAAUGUUCGUUUGGUACCGGGAAGGUCAUUGAAAGAUCAAAGUCUGGCCGUUCCUACACAGUCCAAACGGAGGCAGGACGCUUUGUACGGAACCGACGAGAUCUUCGGCCAGCUCCUUCAGCUACUCAAACUCCUCCAACAGCUCUGAUGGCUCCGACAUCGGAUGUUCAAUCCCCAAUCCGAACAUCACGGCUAACCCAGGUGGACCCUCUCGAUCCUCCUCCUCCUCUGCUCUGA
Molecule: messenger RNA, 906 nt
Organism: Tigriopus californicus
Lineage: Eukaryota; Metazoa; Arthropoda; Copepoda; Harpacticoida; Harpacticidae
Exons: 1
Coding region: 1-906 (301 amino acids)
Biological process (GO): DNA integration
Molecular function (GO): nucleic acid binding
Source: RefSeq, a predicted model, not a curated record